GAGGGCCGCGUCGCCUCCGCCAGACGCUAGUGCAACGCCGACCGUGUCACAGUUUAGAUCGCACCGGUGAUACGGUACCGCCACCAACGAUUACUAUUCUGAGGCUAGUAGCGGGUGGGUGAGACGAGGAGUGCGUGCGCGUCUGCCGCCGGUACUUUUUUUGUAAUAUUAGAUAAUAUUUUGGAACGCGAAAAAAAAAUUGGAAAGUUCAUUUUUUUCUUCUGGAUUUGGUAAUAAAGUGGAAGUGUUUUAUUUGUGUCACGUUUGAGGGAGUUGUUUUAAUUUUACUUGGAGUACUCGCCUUAUAAAGAACAGGAAUAAGCAUCAUCACUGACCUCCAAUCACAUCCAGGAGAAACUAAAGAACGACCACACACCAUCAUCCCCCAUCCUAGCCACCGACAACGAUGUGACUUCAGCCACCAACGACCAUCGACCAAUCAUCUCCCAUUCCCCAAAACGAUGGUGGCGCCACAAGCGCGACCUUCCCCCACAAUGACCACCAGUUACUUGGACAAGGCCAAAUUGGUACUGCCCUCCCCCACCCAGUAACACGUCUCUCCUCCGACGAUGGUUACUCCAGAAAAAUGCUUAUGGUUUUCGUUAUUCCUCCUGCUAUCCUGGAUCGCCAUCGCCUGUUUCGGCUUCCCCAUCGAUGAAGACACUAUGGUACUACCCCCCAGACACUACCAAGGCGAAAUAGACGCUCUGGUGUUCGAGGAAUUCCCCAAAAGAACUGUAACGCGACUCCAUCGGGCGGCUAGAGUCAAAAAUUCGCGUUCUCGGUCAAAAUGCGUGCAGGAACACGUUUCCUGGAAGGCGUUCAACGCUCCAAUCGUGCUCAGAGCGAAGGCGCAGAGUUUUCAAGGGACUAGAAGCAAAAAGAAGUCGUACAAAGUGCAGUUCACGGUGAAGGAGGUCUACAAAAACGCGUCGUACCCUAUUCACGACAUCGUGAUGGUGAAGUUCGCGAAUUUGACGGGGGACUGUAGGAAGGAUAAUAAAAAGCGGGGGAAGCUAGUCAAGGCGAACAUUAGAGUGCACGGGGAGUACUUUCUGUUCCUGAAUUUCGCCGGGGACAGGAAACUGAUGGCGGUUAGUCAGCCGGAGAGUGCGGAAGGUAGAAACGUGAAAGGGAUUAGGAGAGUCAUUCAGAAAGUGUGCGCUACCAAUUUUGAACCAAAGCCUCUUAGUAUAGAAAAAUUAGAAAUAAAAUCCCCCCGAAAGAAUUCAACGAGACGAGAGAGAAUCAAGCUGGCCUGCAGGGUGAGGGGCCUCCCCAUCCAUCGGAUCUCGUGGAGGAGGAAUGACAGUUACGUCAGCAAUAGUACGACUGUUCGAAUCAAAUAUUUAAAUACUGACGAGAGGACUUCGAGCGUGCUGACGAUCAGGAGCCCGAAGCGCAGCGACUACGGCAGCUACGAGUGCGUCGCGCAGUCGCUGAACGGCACCACCGUCUCUAGAAGGGUGGACGUGCUCAGGGAAGCCGCGCAGCAGGAGGCGCAGGCGCCCGCGCGGAUCUACCCGCCGCAGAUCAGUUCGCGCAAGUGUCCCGACGAGCAGGCCAACUUUUGCAUGAACGGCGGCAAGUGCUACGUGGAACCCGACGGCUACAUGUUAUAUUGCAAGUGUCCAGUGGGAUUCCAGGGGUGGCGGUGUGAUAUGAAGGACGUCCGACCCGAUACCAAUUGAUAUUAAGAAGAUAUAUAAUUAUUUCAAGCUCUUACGACGGAACAAAAUUACAACUUGCAAUGUCUUGGACACACCUAUAGAAGACAUAUAUGGAAACAUAUAUAUUUUAUGAAAAACGAAACUAUACCAAAGAUAAGCUGCUUGCAUUAGGACUUAGCAUUGAUGUAAAUACUCAUUAUAUAUUAUUUAUUGACUAAAUUAACAAAGAGAAAGUUAUUGUAACUUAUUGUAACAUGAAGGAGGGGGCAUUUUAAUAGGAAUUUAUGCUAAAAAUAUUUUGUAUUGUUAAGAUACUCGCAGAAUGUGAUAACGACGACCAGCUAGAUAUAUGAAUGAAUUAGUUUAGUCUGUGAAUCUCUAAGCUGAUUGUCGUAUUUACCUUAUAAGUUAUAUAGAUGAUUAGAAAACGUUCGCUUUUAUCUACUUACUACAUUGUUAUUUGUAAUAGGAACAUUGUUAAUUGUUAUAAUAAUCGUUGCUACAUAUGUCUGUGCGCCGAUAUCACUUUGAAGAUGUAUAUUUCCAGAUUUGUAGAGAUGCCAGAAUUUAAAUUCAAGAAAAAAAUGUAAACAAAAAAAGUUGGGUUAGAAUUACAAAUGACGUUUUCUUCUCUUCAGAAUUUUGAUCCUAAGAUAACAGAGUUUAUUAAACUCGGGCUGCACAGAACACAAAAUAUUAAAAGAAGAAAAUGAUUACUUAACCUGACUUUUUAAAUUUAUUUAAAUUUUUGAAGAAAAAAAAAAUUGUUAAAUAUUUCAUAAAGAAUCAUAUUUGAGAGCUAUCAGUUGGAUAAUUCCCAUAUAUAUGAAAAAAAUCAUAGAAGGAUUUAGUUGAAUUAGUGAGACAAGACAAAUUUUGAAAAAAAAUGUUCAUGUGGUUUUUCUAAUUCGAAAUGUUAGGACAAUCAGUAUUAAAUGAUUAAAAAUAUGCAGCUUCGAGUGAAUUAAAUAUUUACAAGAAAAGGAUAUGCCAGUAUUAUUAGUCCAUUAAACUAUACUUAAAGAAAAUACUUUGAUGUUAAAAUAUAGACUUUUUAGAUUUAUAAUUACUUUUUUUUUAUUCCAGUGCUGAGUUAAUAUCUGGUUUAUUCUUCAAGUUAUUUCAAUUUGAUUUCAAUUAUAAAAUUGUAGGUGCUAUAAAUCUUGAAUUCCCUUUUUUGGUGCUAUGAAAAUAUAGAUAUUUUGAAUAUUUUUUGAUUUUUUGUCUUUCUGUUAUAGAAAUAUAUGACUGUAAAUCUUGCCAGUAUUUUGAAAAUCACUGUAUCAUGUAAGAAAAUUAUUUAUAGAAAAAUGAAUAAAAGUUGGCAUUUAAUAGUCUGCUGAUGAUGCUAACAUGGUUAGCGAAACGCGCAUCCAGUGCAAAAGUAAGUGUUUUGGUGUAGUGUGGCGAAUUAGUGUUUUAUUUUGCUGUUGUAACACCAAAAAAAAAGUUCCAACCCCCAACUCUAAUAACAAUACAUAUACAAGUAUGUUUUUUAUAUCUAAAUUACUAAUUUGUCUGUGAUUAUUACUCAAAUCCUAAUUAAAUAAAAUUGUUAGCAAGUUUUUAUAACAACAUUCAACAUAGAGACUUUUUAUCAACCAAUUUGUUUACUUGGUGCCACAGUAAAUGCAACUUUUAUUGAUUACCUUUUAAAACAAAAUCUGUUAUGAACUAUAACACAAAUGCUUCGCAACUAUUACUGAAAUAUAAAAAUAUAGAAAUCAUCAAAAUUUA
Sitophilus oryzae (rice weevil) is the source of this 3407-nucleotide messenger RNA. RefSeq lists its product as uncharacterized. The record is from RefSeq and is a predicted model, not a curated record. NCBI's taxonomy places the organism in Eukaryota, Metazoa, Arthropoda, Insecta, Coleoptera, Curculionidae. The transcript is spliced from 8 exons. The coding region runs from base 570 to 1691 and encodes 373 amino acids.